AUGACCGACCCCUAUUCACAGCCGAGGUUUAUACCAAAUAUCGCGCUCCGAUCCGCUUCCUCGGCCGAGCUGCCUUUAUUCGGGCCACGGCUUGCUCGACUAGGCGUCCAGCGCCCCGAUGGGUCCCCCCCGCUCGAGGUCUAUACCCCCGCGCUCAUCACCGCGACGUCCCGCGGUGUGGUCCCUCAUUUAUCCCGAGAUCAUGUCAGGACCACCCAGGCGAUUCGCUGGGUCCAUGUGCCCUUCGAGUCUUUAUAUGCGCUGAGAGUGACACCUCACGCAUGGGAGUUAUACGUCGCUGCUUGCAAUCCCGACGCUGUGGUCGCUCUGUCAGACACCCCAUUCACUCCACACCCGCACUCGCAAAAACGUCUCACCAAGAGCAUCGAGCGCUCAGCCAUAUGGCUUCUCGAGACGCUGAAGGCGCAGAAAAAAGGAGCAAUCCCUGUCGCAGAAGACACUGAUAUACCACAGGGCCGCCAUUCUAAUGUGUUUGUCCACAUGGCUGGAGGCGGCAGCGCCCAGGCACGGACAGCCUUUUCCCAAAGCAUGUUGGAGCCGCUGGAAACCCGGGAACUCGAACAGCUCAAGCCCCUGCAAAGACUAGACGAUGGGGUGGCUGGAUAUAUUUUCGAUCUUGUGCCUCUCCAUCAAGCCCUCUCGGCAAAGGAACGUACAGCGCCAAGCAUUCCGGACGAAUCGCACAAUGCGAUGAAUACGAUUACCCCAAGAGCUGAGGAUAGCUCGCAUACCUCUCCGGAGCUGCAAAAUCUGCUCAAGGCGUCCCUCCAUGAUCUCCCGCCUCAUAAGCCGCGGCUCGUCAACUCGGCCCGCUCUCCUCAUGAGAUACUGCGCUUGAUACGUGACGUCGGAAUAGACCUCUUCGACGGGCAUUGGGCACAGCGAGCCGCGGAUAUCGGCGUUGCACUGGACUUCUGCUUCCCCGCGCCAGCUCAUUCAGCAGAGCCUCGCAAAUCCGGCAUUCUUGGGCCGAGGAGGCGAGAUGACGGUGCAAACGACUUGGGCCAUAAUCUGUACAAUGCUGCAUAUGCUCAUGAUCACUCGCGGCUCGCUUCGUGCUACCUCGACACGGUUUCCUCACAGAAGAACGCGGACAGUGCGGUGUCACCGUCGGCAGGCUUGCGUAUCUGCCCCUGUGCUGCCUGCUCCCCCGUCGCGCCUUCCGCUUACAUCACCCACAGCAGCGUGGACAAACUCUCAUAUACCGAUGAGAUGGGCCCGCCCGAGUCGAAGCGAUAUCUGCCGCCCUUCACGCGGUCGUACAUCCACCACCUCCUGCACACGCACGAAAUGUCGGCGCACUCUCUGCUGGUGAUGCACAAUCUGUCCGUCAUGGACGCCUUCUUUGCCGGCGUGCGGUCUGUGCUGGAGAGCCCCUCGGGCGGCGACACGUUCGGCGAGAAGGUGGACGAGUUCGUGCAGAUGUACGAUGAGUCUAUGGUUGUCUUCGAUGAGGCGACGGUGGACUGGGCGGAGGUCGAGCGUGCGCGAGGGAAGGGCCGGAUGGCUCGGGAAAAGAUCAAGCAGGCAGAGUCGAGUCUGGGUAGAGCGCUUGAUCUGUGA
Messenger RNA from Postia placenta MAD-698-R-SB12, 1584 nucleotides. RefSeq lists its product as hypothetical. The transcript has 3 exons. Lineage: Eukaryota; Fungi; Basidiomycota; Agaricomycetes; Polyporales; Adustoporiaceae. Gene Ontology annotation, molecular function: pentosyltransferase activity. Bases 1 to 1584 code for a protein of 527 amino acids. The record is from RefSeq and is a predicted model, not a curated record.